AUGCUAAAGUUAGUAAUCGAAGCAGAACAUAAAGAGAAAAUAAGCGAUUUCGAUAUUGUACAACAUUGCUUUACUUUUUUAAUCGGAGGAUAUGAUACUACAGCUUCUAACUUGACCUUCAUAGCAUUUGCUUUAGCUACUAAUCCUGAUGUACAAGAUAAAGUCAUUGAAGAGAUUGAUCAAUAUUGUCCUGAUGAAGAUAAUUUAAACUAUAACGAUAUUCAAAAGUUAGACUACUUAGAAAUGACGAUUAACGAAGCAUUUCGUUACUUCUCAGCUGGCUACAUUAGCCUACGUGAAGCUAAAAGCGAUUGUGUUAUUAACGGCGUACAAUUUCCAAAAGGUGUCGGUAUUGCAAUUGCAGUAAAAGCUAUCCAUGAAGAUCCUGAUAUAUGGGAAAAUCCUGAUAAAUUCGAUCCUCAGCGAUUUUCAGCCGAUCAGAAAUCUAAACGUCAUCCAUGUCACUUUUUACCAUUUAGUGAUGGCCCUCGUAAAUGCAUAGGCAAUAGACUUGGUAUAAUGAAUUUAAAACUAAUUUUAGUACGAUUACUACAACAAGUCAAGUUCGAAGUAGCUAAUCAAACUGAAAAUCCUUUACCGACAGUUGUUGUUUUUACAGCUAUACCAGAAAAUCCAGUAAUAUUAAAAGUCGUACGAAGAGUGUGA
Trichoplax adhaerens is the source of this 666-nucleotide messenger RNA. RefSeq lists its product as uncharacterized. The transcript has a single exon. The record is from RefSeq and is a predicted model, not a curated record. Lineage: Eukaryota; Metazoa; Placozoa; Uniplacotomia; Trichoplacea; Trichoplacidae. The coding region runs from base 1 to 666 and encodes 221 amino acids. Gene Ontology annotation, molecular function: steroid hydroxylase activity; oxidoreductase activity, acting on paired donors, with incorporation or reduction of molecular oxygen; iron ion binding.